CAAAGCAUCAGAGGCCAAGGGUUUUCUACGAUCUUUAUCUAUCAGUUUAUGGUCCCGUAUAAUUAUUUCACAUAUUUGUUUUUUUUUCUCUUGGCUAGUGUGCACUGAGACAAAUAAUAUAUAUAUAUAUAUAUGUGGCUUACCAUUAUAUAUACCCCCCCCCAGUAGACUAGAGAUUAUACACAUUAUCAAGAGACUCAUGCAUGAGCGAGCGGUUUUUGUUUACUGGAGUUUUUUGUAUAAAACUUUUUAUUUUGAUUAACCGAGUGACCAUCAUUAUGUUACUGAGAACCACAUCUGCUCCAAUACUGAACUCAUGGCUACAACAACACUGCUCGAGAGAAUCGUCACCGGAGCCGGAGUCACUGCUCCAGCCCCGAAACAGAUCGUUGUCUCUUCUCUCUUCAAAGUCCAUAGAUGAACGCACUGGGAAGAUGUUGCACCAAGCUCUCUCAGCUGAGCACAGGGAAAGUGUUACUAAAUCAAGUUACAACGAACAUGACAGCAGUAGCCUAAUACCACGCAGGGAACGAAGGUCAUCGUUAGAUGAAAGUUCUCAUGGAACAGCUUACUACAAUAGAAAGAUUUUGGAUCCGUCCUCCUCGACCUUUGUAACGCAAAGACUGUCCUCGAGCUCUGGAAUUGGAAAGAAGGUCAGUGAUGAUGAUGAAGAUCAUCUGGAGGCUCUUGUGAUUGGUGGUGGUGGUGGUGGUGGUGGUAGUAUGGGGAGCAGCGGUGGCAAGAUCUGUAACGGCGGAGAUGACGGUGGAAGCGGUGGAAGUGAGGACGCCACCGAUGUGUAUUACAGGGAGAUGAUCAACUUGUCACCUGGAAAUUCGCUUUUGACCGGAAACUACGCCAAGUUUUUAAAAGAGGUGAGAGGAGACAUGAAGAAAGCAGAAGAGUACUGUGAAAGAGCAAUUUUGGGGAACACCAACGAUGGAAACGUUCUCUCGCUAUACGCCGAUAUCAUUUUGCAAAACCACGGCGACCGUAAAAGAGCCCACUCCUAUUUCCAACAAGCUGCCAAAAUGUCCCCCGAAGAUUGCUAUGUGCAAGCUUCAUACGCAAGGUUUCUGUGGGAUGUGGAGGAUGACGAAUAUGAAGAAGAAGAAAAAGAGCAAUUGAGUGAUGAAAUUGGCCACAUGCCUCCAACUACCAUCUUCCGUGAUUUUCCCAAGCAAGCUCGUAUUUCCACAACAUCCUAAAGCACAUAUUUACACCUUCCGUUAUAUGUAUUAGUAUCUAAAUAAACAAUAUAGUAUGUAUGCAUGUUUAAUACACAUAUGCAAAUGCAAUAUGCGUGUAUAAUAUACAUGUUACGAAAAUUUUAUAUGGUUUGUAGUCAGCACUCUGUACACCUAAAAGAAAAAUGGCUAGUUUCUCUAUC
This is a messenger RNA of Raphanus sativus (radish), 1390 nucleotides long. RefSeq lists its product as uncharacterized. The transcript is spliced from 3 exons. Gene Ontology annotation, molecular function: protein binding. The record is from RefSeq and is a predicted model, not a curated record. NCBI's taxonomy places the organism in Eukaryota, Viridiplantae, Streptophyta, Magnoliopsida, Brassicales, Brassicaceae. Bases 204 to 1208 code for a protein of 334 amino acids.